Molecule: messenger RNA, 1296 nt
Organism: Oikopleura dioica
Lineage: Eukaryota; Metazoa; Chordata; Appendicularia; Copelata; Oikopleuridae
Source: the annotation of a GenBank genome assembly
AUGAGGGAGGUUCAAUUUGUCGGUGAAAUCGACAUUGAACUUCAAGGAGUCAUCGGAUCGACUGCAUUUCUAGGGUCUAACAUCGUCAAUGACGACUUUACCGACGAUGAGCAAAGUCAGCUGGUCAUCGGCGGGAUUGAUGGAUCUCUUGUUAUUUAUGAAAACCUCGAGAGCGCCGAUCAAAAUGGUGAAGAUUCGAUGAUCCCUGUUUUCACUUCUAAGGAUUAUGGAAUGAUAGCUUCGAUCAAUCAAAUCACUUCUGGAGAUUCACAAUGGCUUGUUGUUUUAGGAAGAAACGGGUUACUGUCACUGACGAAAUUCAUCAGAGCUGAUGACGGUAAGACAGUCGAAGAAGAUGUCAUGGUUUCGUACGAUAUUCUGCGCAAUGCGAUUAUGAUGGAACUGAUCGACAAUUACGUCAUGAUCCAGCUCCCAGAGGGAAAGUUCCAACUCUACAGCUUGAUUGAAGACAGCGAAGACGUUCUCACAGUGAUUGCUGUCAAAUCUUGGGACAUGCGAGAAGAACUGGAGAAAGUCAAGGAAGAUAACGACAAAGAGGAGAAAAUCACAUUUAGCAACAUAACGAAAACGGGCAAGAAAGGAAAUUACAUCUUCUCGGUCAUUGCUCACAUUCAAACUGACGAUUCUACAAAGCGGUUGUUGAUUUCCUUCGACGAAAAGAACGAGACCACAUUGAGAUCGUUGGCUGUUCCGAAGUCUGGUAAAACCGCCCCGCAUAUCAUCGGAGAAUUAUGCAACCAGGAUGGACAGACAUUUUUCUGCUCGGCGGAAAAGGGCUCUUUGGAUGCUUCAAUUUUCAAGGAAAAAUCCGCUAGCGCAAUCACUUGCUGCGGACAACUUUACAGUCAGAAGAACGGACUGUCAUUGAGCGAAGAAUGCGACGAAAACCUGUCGACAGAAAUAACUGCCCCGAUCAUCUCAGUUUCAAAGCUUGAUGUUCUCAAAGAUGGAAAUGAAGAACUCGUUAUUUGUACGGACAACGGACUAACUUACAUCAUUUCUACAAAUCCCAACCAAGAUAUAAUCAAAUAUCACCACAGAAGAGGAAUUCGAUUCUUGACCGCGGGUAGAUUUGGCGCUACCCCCUGUUUUGUCUAUUUGACAUGCAGAAAUCAUGUGCAGGUGUUUCGAAAUGUACAGUUGCCCUGGCUAAGUUCAAAGGGGAUCUUGGAGCGGCUUGAAGAUCAUCCACAGAUUUCCAAAUUUUUCCGAGAAAAUGGCUGCGCGACACCAGAGCAAAAGAAAGAAAUGAUGAAGAAGCUUCUUUACAGUUAA